Molecule: messenger RNA, 726 nt
Organism: Drosophila kikkawai
Lineage: Eukaryota; Metazoa; Arthropoda; Insecta; Diptera; Drosophilidae
Source: RefSeq, a predicted model, not a curated record
CUCGGCUCAAAAUGUAGAAUAUCUUAUGUUGUUCAAUAUAUCAUCAACACUUUAUAAUAUCAAACUAAACAAUGUGCGAGUGUAGCUGCAAAUAUGAGCCGGAGGUUUGUGUCAAGUUCUAUAUUUUAUGGUGCUUGGCCUUUGGAGGUGGCUUUACGAUCUGCGGCUUCACAAGAGGAGUCAAUGGUUUCUUAAAAGCUUCGGACUCCUCGAUGCAUCUGGUCGAUGGAGUUUGUAAUAUUAUAACAGGCAUCGCUGCGUUGACAUAUUUUAUCGCUGGAAUUUUGUUUCUAAUAGGUUAUAAGAAGGGAAACAAGAACUAUUUUAGGGCGGGCAAAAUCCUGAGUUAUAUUUUCCCCAUAUUGUCUUUUUUCUUAAUUUUUACACUAGUUGUUCAUAUCUGUGUAAUCUUGAAAGUAUCUGAAUUUGUCAAGGAAGUUUGGGGAUAAUUCUAAGGAUUCUUUUUUCGACAUAAUCGUAGUUUAAAUUUUAAAUUUUUAAAAGGAAUGACUUGGUUCUGUGGCCUUGUUUUAUAUUUAAAAUUAUAUAAUCAAUAUUAGAGCUUAAAAAUUGAAGUCAUGCCCUGAAAAUGAAGAGCCUAGAUCGUUUUUUUAUGGUCCUUAUAUUUGUAUAGCCCUUCUACUUUAAAUAAGCAAAUUAAUAUUAUUAAGUGGCUCUUAAAUAUUAUGUGGAAUAAAUCAGAACUGAAGCCUGACAAUAAGAAAA